Molecule: messenger RNA, 4522 nt
Organism: Lemur catta (Ring-tailed lemur)
Lineage: Eukaryota; Metazoa; Chordata; Mammalia; Primates; Lemuridae
Gene: FBXL19
Product: F-box and leucine rich repeat protein 19
Exons: 11
Coding region: 921-2960 (679 amino acids)
Biological process (GO): regulation of transcription by RNA polymerase II; protein demethylation
Molecular function (GO): transcription coregulator activity; DNA binding; protein binding
Source: RefSeq, a predicted model, not a curated record
AGGGGAGGGGGAAAGAGAGGAGGAAGGAGGAAGGAGCUGAGGAGGGAUGAGAGAGGCAGCCAGGGCCCCGGACCGAAGCAGCGCGGGGCCGGGGGACCAGGGGGGCUGAGACACCCCAACUGCCCCCUCCCCCUUCCCUGUCCCCCUCCAUCCUUUCCUUCCAACCUCCCGCUUGAGAAGGGGGAUAUAUUCAAAUUUUAUUUAAAUCCCUAUCUCCCGAGGGUCGCGCGCUGGGGGGAGGCGGGAGAGAGCGGGGGUGCGCACGGGCUGGGGGGGCGGGGCCGGAGCUGCUUCCUUCAUCCCCCUCUGCUUGCUCUGUAGCCGUAGGGCAGGGGACCGCAGUCCAGGGGCGGGCCCAGGGGAGGGGGGCAGGUUACAUCGACCCCCCCCUCCCCGGGAACCGGCGGUGGGCGGGGCUUGAACCCCGGAAACGGUGGGGGGCCCAGGCCUGGUUCUGGACCCCUGGGCAGUGGGGGCCGGGAAGGGGCCAGUUAAAGGGCCGGGGGCGCUGGGGAGAGGCGGGGCGGUGUGGGGGGAGGGGAGCUGGGACUCGGACCCGGGACUGAGUGGGGCCCGGGCAGAAGCUGAGCACCCUGCGCCCGAGGAGCCCCCGUUGGCCUGGGGGGGCUGAGGGACUGAGCCCCCCAGAGCAGGACCUCCCCCUGGAAGGGCCGCGCCGCAGCCCGUGGGAGGGCCUCGCCCCCGGCGCCCCCCAUCUCCACUCGCCGCAGUCCCGGCCUCCGCCGGAGGGAGGGGCCGAGCGCCCUCGGGGGGCCGUGGACCCCGGCGUUCUGAGCGUUCCGCGCCCCGCGCCGCCCGGCCCCCCCGCCGCCGAUGGCCGCCGACCCGCCGGGAGCUGCCGAGAAGGGAGAGAUGGCUCCCGGGACACGUGUGAGCCCUCGGCGUUGCUGACGCCCCCAAUGUCGUCGAGCAGUCGGGGGCCGGGGGCCGGAGCGCGCCGACGCCGAACCCGCUGCCGUCGCUGCCGGGCCUGUGUGCGAACUGAGUGCGGGGACUGCCACUUCUGCCGAGACAUGAAGAAGUUCGGGGGGCCUGGGCGCAUGAAGCAGUCGUGCCUGCUCCGGCAGUGCACUGCCCCCGUGCUCCCACACACAGCUGUGUGUCUCUUGUGUGGGGAGGCUGGGAAGGAGGACACAGUGGAGGGAGAGGAAGAGAAAUUUGGUUUGAGCCUCAUGGAGUGUACAAUCUGCAACGAGAUCGUCCACCCUGGCUGCCUGAAGAUGGGGAAGGCUGAGGGUGUCAUCAAUGCAGAGAUCCCCAACUGCUGGGAGUGUCCUCGCUGCACCCAGGAAGGCCGCACCAGCAAGCUUCCGUCUCCCCAGGAUUCAGGGGAGGGUCCAGGCCGUCGCAGGGCUGACAACGGCGAGGAGGGCGCGAGCCUGGGAAGUGGAUGGAAGCUGACAGAGGAGCCGCCGCUUCCACCACCCCCGCCCAGGCGCAAGGGGCCCCUGCCUGCUGCUCCCCCCCAAGAGGACGUGCCUGGGCCCCCUAAACGAAAGGAGAGGGAGGCAGGGAAUGAGGCCCCCACCCCAAGGAAAAAGGUGAAAGGAGGCCGAGAGAGGCACCUGAAGAAGGUGGGUGGAGACGCCUGCCUCCUCCGAGGAUCGGACCCAGGCGGCCCAGGCCUUCUGCCCCCCAGGGUUCUGAAUCCGAGCCAGGCUUUCUCGUCCUGCCACCCUGGGCUCCCUCCCGAGAACUGGGAGAAACCAAAGCCGCCAUUGGCUUCUGCUGAGGGCCCGGCGGUGCCAUCCCCGUCACCACAGAGGGAGAAGCUAGAGCGUUUCAAGCGGAUGUGCCAGCUGCUGGAGCGGGUACCGGACACCUCCUCUUCCUCCUCGGACUCUGACUCUGACUCCGACUCAUCAGGCACAUCGCUGAGUGAGGAUGAUGCCCCUGGCGAGGCCCGGAAUGGGCGACGGCCAGCCCGGGGCAGCUCUGGCGAGAAGGAGAACCGUGGGGGGCGGCGGGCUGUGCGCCCUGGCAGCGGGGGGCCCCUGCUCAGCUGGCCCCUGGGCCCCGCCCCACCACCCCGGCCUCCACAGCUGGAACGGCAUGUGGUGCGGCCCCCACCUCGAAGCCCUGAGCCCGACACGCUGCCUUUGGCUGCUGGAUCCGAUCACCCCUUGCCCCGGGCCGCCUGGCUUCGCGUCUUCCAGCACCUCGGGCCCCGUGAGCUGUGCAUCUGCAUGCGAGUCUGCCGGACUUGGAGCCGCUGGUGCUAUGACAAGCGUCUGUGGCCUCGAAUGGACCUAAGCCGGCGGAAGUCACUGACCCCACCCAUGCUCAGUGGUGUGGUUCGACGCCAGCCCCGUGCCCUAGACCUCAGUUGGACAGGUGUCUCCAAGAAGCAGCUCAUGUGGCUUCUGAACCGCCUACAAGGCCUGCAGGAACUGGUGCUCUCCGGCUGCUCCUGGCUCUCCGUCUCUGCCCUGGGCUCAGCCCCACUGCCAGCCCUGCGGCUCCUGGACCUCCGCUGGAUCGAGGAUGUUAAAGACUCCCAGCUCCGCGAGCUGCUACUGCCUCCACCAGACACCAAACCAGGGCAAACAGAGAGCCGUGGGCGGCUGCAGGGGGUGGCAGAACUGCGCCUGGCAGGCCUGGAGCUCACAGAUGCCUCCCUGCGGCUCCUUCUGCGCCACGCACCCCAGCUAAGCGCCUUGGACCUGAGCCACUGCGCCCACGUCGGGGACCCCAGUGUUCACCUCCUCACAGCUCCCACAUCCCCACUCCGGGAGACCCUGGUACACCUCAAUCUUGCUGGUUGCCACCGCCUCACGGACCACUGCCUUCCGCUGUUCCGCCGCUGCCCACGGCUACGCCGCCUAGACCUGCGCUCCUGCCGCCAGCUCUCACCUGAAGCUUGUGCCCGGCUGGCAGCCGCCGGGCCCCCUGGCCCCUUCCGCUGCCCAGAGGAGAAGCUACUUCUCAAGGACAGCUAGUGGGGCGCCCCCCACCCUCCCCCAGGACUUAUCAGGAGCCUGGACCUCCGGCUUUCAUUUCACUCCUGCUGGGAGGCCAGGUUACCCACCUCAUGACUUGGGAGUCCUGAGUUUAACGACUUGGGAUUCCUGCCCAGGGACUCAAGCCAGCCGCCCCCUCCUCUUCCCCCCUGCACUGAUAUCUCUGGGGGUUUCUCCUUCCCAUCUCAUCCCCCUUCCACCUGCUUCAUUGUCCAUCCCCUGGGGGGAGUGGGUCAGAGGUACUAGGGGGUGCUGAGCCAAAGGGAUGGUGGGAGGGGGGUUAAGGUGCAAGUCUGAGGGAGGGAGAAUGGGGAAAGAGUGUCUGCACACAGGAUACUGGGAGCUGGGGCUGGGGGAGGUGGAGGAUGGGUGGGGGGAGGGGGCAGAAAGCAGACCACCAAGGGUUCCGGGAACAAAGACCAGAUACUUGGAGGGGAGGGGGGAGGCCAAAAAGGGAAACCAGAGGAGCAGUUGGGGAUCCAGGUGUCUGAGGUAGGGAGACUCUGGGAGCCGGGGGAAAGCCAGGGCUGGGUCGGGGGUGGGGGACCAAGAGCAGGUGUGGGGCAGUAGUACCCCCUCAGAGGGGUCACCCCUCUCCUUUCCCCCUCCCCAGAUUUCAGUUCUUUUCCCCUGACCCUGACUCCUUGAACGUCACUGAAAAUGGCAGCUAUUGCAAGGAGUGGGGGCCACGGGCCUACCCGCUGUUCCGCUCGUGGCCCAGGGGAGUGGUGAGGGGUACCCCAGGCCCCUGCCUGCCUCUCCGCACAAUACUUGAACAUUCAUCUGUACUGAAGUGUUACUUGAACCGGGGGAACCUCGGACCUGGGGGAGCCGGAGUGUGAGGGGGACAGGACCAGCUUGUACUGAGACUGGACGGGUGGGCACCCAGUUUGGACUGCACCACCCGCAGGCUCUCUUGCUUUAUUGUAUCCAGCAGCUCCACCCCUCCUGACCUGAGUUGGGGGUGGGGGGGGGCAGCCCAAUGAUGGGGAAAAUGGGACUCCUCCAGCUUGGCUCUUCCCACUCUUUCAUCGUCAUGGAAACUUGUAUCCCAUUUGCCCAGGGAACUGCCACUCCUGGUUGCCAUGGAAGUAGCAGCCAAUGGACACCUCCUGAUGACAGUGCUAAGGCUGGAAAUCGCCCCUCUUAGUUGCCAUGGGAACUGAGUAACAGACUCUUGGCCUUCCGCCCCUUCCUCCGCUGUGGGGGCGGGGCUUCAGGACCAGAGGGGGGGCGUCGGGGCCAGGUCCCGGCCCUCACCGCGGGCCUCCCGGGGGAGCCGGGUUGUACCAUGUAGGGAAGGGGGGAUCUAUCCACAUACCUCAGGUAACAGGUGCGCGGGUGGGGGGAGGGACUGGGCGGACCAAAGGCCGGAGAGGAGGGGCGCCUGGGGGUCACGAAAGGCUUGAGGUUGGGGCGUCUUGGGGGAGGGGAGGAGGCAGCCCGGCGAGGGGCAGGUGGGGGACCCAGCCGGGCUGGGCCCCUGGGCCCCGGGUCUGUACAAUACGGUUUGCUAUAAAACUCAAAAUCUUCCAGCCGGG